This is a messenger RNA of Drosophila elegans, 1297 nucleotides long. It is a transcript of the gene GV1, whose product is annotated as pollen-specific leucine-rich repeat extensin-like protein 2. Bases 215 to 1144 code for a protein of 309 amino acids. The record is from RefSeq and is a predicted model, not a curated record. Lineage: Eukaryota; Metazoa; Arthropoda; Insecta; Diptera; Drosophilidae. The transcript is spliced from 5 exons.
CCACAUUCGCUGCUUUCAGUGCGGCCCGUGUCUUCAAUGAGUUUUGUCACGCUUUAGCGCAAAAACACAGCGGUACGAUAUCGAGAUCGAGAUCCCUACGCCACCAGAUAUAUACUAUAUAUAUCCUUCAGACAACCAUCAUCGACAGCAGUUAGCAGCAAAUUAAACGACUUAGAAGUAUCGGGUUUCACAUUCGACCAUAUCAAAUCACAAAAUGCUCACUCCUUGCCCACUGCUGUUGCUAGUCGCCACAGUCGCCGGUUUCAGCCUCCAGGCGCAGGCCAUCCGCGUGGACUGGGGCACGAACACGGGACCCAUAGCACCGCCCCCCCCGCGCACCACCCCGCAGCCACCGAGGAAGCCGUACCGGGAUCCAGCGCCCGUCUGGGAGGACCAGAGCGAUGACAUACCCAACCCCAAUCCCUAUGUCUACGUCCUACCACCGCCUUCGCGACCAAGGACCUGGGCGAUUCCCGCCGGACCUUAUGCCCCACCCAACUACAACAACCAACCGCCCGCGGGCAACAACAACAACUACGGACAGCUGGCCAGCAGUUCUUACAGCGGCGGUGUGACCUCCGUGCCCGGACUGGCCGCCCAGUAUGUGCCCGGAGUGGGCAUCAAGUAUACGGCCAUUGUGAUGCCCGACAAGCUGCAGGGCAAAUACAAUGCGAAGACCAAGAAGUACAAGGCCUACGAGAAGGCCAAGUACGCGUAUCCCUGGAACUAUUUACAGCAAUUGCCGGUGGAGGAGAAGGCCUUGGAAUGGCAGGCGGAACUCGAGAAGCGACUCGACGAGGAGCAAUCUCAGGCUAAGGCUCAGGCUCUCAGUUCCUCCACGACAAGCAGCACUUCCAGCACCACCUCAACGAGCACCAGCACCACCUCCACCACCACUGCCACACCAGCACCAUCAUCAUCACCACUAUUAUCCACAGACAGCAGCCCAACGACAACAUCUACAAGCACGCAGCAGCCGCAACAGCCCACAACAAUUGGCAAUUACAACAAGCUGGCACACGAGAAGAGCGCCCAUCUGAAGAAGCAUUCGAAGCAGAAGAAGCUCCUCCAAAUGCACAUGGAGCAGGAGAAGAUGGCAAAAAAGCUGCUGCAGCAGGAGCAAAACUCGUUGCAGACAAGUUGAGCAGCCAAACAAACAGCUACAGCUACAGCUGCGGCUACAGCAAAAAUACAAUCGCGAAACAAGAAAACAUUAAAGCGAACAUUAACUUUAAGACUUGCCCACAAUGUUGUAAAUAACUAUUAAUAAAAUUAAACAUCCCAUAAUAAAACCUAA